AAAUGGACGAUUUUUAGAACUGUCCAGCUCAUGGUGGUACGUACAAGUGUAAGUAUACCGCGAAAAGUAGUUAAUACAGUUACAUUCAAACAUGAGACCAACCUAUAAAACCAUCAAACACAAUGUAAUGUCCCUUAUACAACACUCAACUAACCUCAACCAUCUUCUCCAAAUCCAUGCUUUAAUUCUCAAAACCGCUUUAGACAUCAACGUUGUUGUCCUAACCAAGCUAUUAGGUAAGAUAUUGACACCGAUCGCUGAUGAUAUCUCGUAUGCCCGCAAUCUGUUUGACACAAUUCCUCAACCAGAUACUUUCAUGUUUAAUACUAUGAUUAGAGGUUACCUAAAAUCAAACAACCCUGAAGAGAGUCUGUCACUUUUUAUGCGAAUGUGUCGUUUUGAUGGGAUUUGUAUUGAUAGUUUUAGCUUAUCGGUGGUUCUUCAAUCAUGUGGGAGAUUGGUUGAUAGUGAGAAUGGGGAAUCUUUACAUGCUUAUUGUUUGAAACAUGGUUUUGGGUCUGAUUUGUUUGUUCAGACGGCGUUGAUUGAAAUGUAUGGGAGAUUUGGUUUGGUGGAUGUUUCGAGGAAAGUGUUUGAUGAAAUUAAGGAUCCGGAUUGUAUUUCUUGUAAUGUUAUGUUGGGAGAAUAUGUUAGAGUUAGGGAGAUGGGAUUGGCUGAAGAGUUUUUUGAUAAGAUUUCUGAUAGAGACUUAGUUUCUUGGAAUACUAUGAUUCAUGGCUAUGCUUCGAUUGGUGAUAUUGAAUCUGCCCAAGAUUUGUUUGAUACAAGUGCUAGAAAGGAUUUUGUUUCUUGGAGCUCCAUGUUCCCAACCUGCGCAAAAUCCAGGUGCUCCAGUAAUGCUUUGAAACUUUUUCAUGAAAUGCAGUUAUCGAAUGUAGUGCCUGAUCAGAUCACAAUGGUUAGUGUGUUGUGUGCAUGUGGAGAUAUAGGUGCUUUAGGUAUGGGAAAGAUGAUCCAUGAGUACAUUAAAAGAAGUUGUAUCGAAAUAGGUAUAAGGCUCGGUACAUCUCUUGUUGACAUGUAUGCAAAGUGUGGGGAUAUAGACAAUGCAGUGGGUUGUUUUAAGCAGAUGAGUAAGAAGGAUGUUUUUGCCUGGAGUGCAAUGAUAAUGGGGCUUGCUAACCAUGGGUACGGUGAGGCUGCACUUGAUCUUUUUUCUAAAAUGAUAUCUGAAGGAACUAAACCCAAUGAUAUCACCUUCAUAGGUGUGCUGACAGCAUGUAGUCACAUUGGCUUAUUUGACAAGGGGUGGACAUAUUUUAAUGCUAUGAGUGAUAUCUAUUGUAUUCCUCCCAAAAUUGAACACUAUGGAAACAUGGUUGACAUUCUGGGCCGAUCAGGGAGACUUCAGGAAGCUAGAGAACUUAUUAGAAGCAUGCCUUUCGAACCGGAUGCAGUAAUUUUGAGAGCCCUUCUUGGAGCGUGUAAAAUUUAUAGGAAUGUAGAACUGGCAGAAGAAGCUAUAAUAAAACUUGUAGCACUAGAACCCAAUGUUGACAGGAAUUAUGUUCUGUUGUCAAAUAUAUAUUCUCAAGCCAAACAGUGGGACAAGGUUGUCAAUGUGAGAAGGAUUAUGAAAAACAACAAAAUCCAGAGGAUCCCAGGGAGCAGUUCAAUUGAAAUUGGGAACGAAGUCCAUGAAUUUAUUUCUGGUGAUGAAUCACACUUGCAAUCUGUUGAAAUCUAUAAGAUGUUAUCUGAGAUUAUGAAUAGAUUGAAAGAAGCAGGCUAUGUACCUUUAACAACCUCUGUUCUGCAAGAUAUUAAUGAUAAAGAGAAAGAGACAUUGCUUGUUCGUCACAGCGAAAAGCUUGCAAUAGCUUUUGGUAUUCUUAAUACAGCUCCAGGAGUCUCAAUUCGAAUUGUUAAGAAUCUCCGUGUUUGUGAUGACUGCCAUUCAGCCAUAAAAAUAAUCUCCAUAGUUUAUAAUAGGAAGAUCAUCAUUAGGGACCGGAAUCGGUUUCAUCAUUUUGUUGCAGGGACAUGCUCAUGUUAUUCAGACUCCUAUACUCAGUGGGAACUGCUGGCCUUGGACGGUACGUCAUUUAGAUGUACUAAAAUAAUUACCGUUAAUUUUAUUUGUGUUUCACAUCUUCAGCGUCAUUUCGAUGUACUAAAAUAAUUACUGUAAAUUUUGUUUUUGUUUCACACCUUCUGCAUAACAUAAUUGGUUUAUUUCAUUAUUUUUUGUAGGAUGACUAUAUUACAUAUAUUAUGCACGCUCUUUCUAAUUUUGAUUAAAAAAAUAGAUACCACAAUUUAUACUUUAUAGUUAUAGCCUAACUGGAUUUUUUCCAUCGUCUAUAGUACAUAUGUUGGGUCAAAUAAUAGGAUUAAUACUCUGGGCCUAACGCGUUUAAAUAGCAAGGACUUCUAUACUAAUAAUGAAGUACUGAGUUGAGUUGAAGACGUAAAGUAAUGAAUAGACUCUAAAGACUAAUGGAUUUGGAAAGGAUUGAUAAAGUAUGGAUCUUCUAAUUAUUUCCAUUUAGAAUAUAUGGUUGAGCUCAUAUAAAAGUAGACUUCAAGAUAAAGUAUACAAGAUCGAAACUUCUAAUUCUAUACAAUGUAUUCAUUAUUUAACCUUGAUAAGAAAAAGUUAUAAAGAUCAAAACUUGUGCAAGUAAUGUUUCUUUUCUUGAUAACUUUAAGUAGUAAUAUUCUAUAUCUAAUGUAUCCAUAUCUUAACUGGUAAUAACUGUAUAUAGAGUUGAUCUAGGUUAAAAUUUUAUUUUUAGAUGGUUUUAAAUUUAUUUUGCUCUGUGAUUAUUUUGCUCUGUUAUCAUAAGUUUAAGUAUUGUUGAUGUUAUUUUUCAUUAUUUUCCAUCAACAAUGAUUGUUCAUUAACUUUUAAACAUAAUACAUGUAAUUUUCAACUUUUAUAGUAUAAUAAUGAUAAUCACAAACACAAAAUCACAAUAAUUGAAUAAUAAUCAUUAUAACAAAACUUAACAUCAAAUAGAAGAUUAAAAAUAAAUCUUGAUCUUGAAUUAUGUAUCUCUAGAAUACAUUUCUAGUGUUUUUUUUUAACUAUAUUAAAUUUUGAAAGAUGAAGUUUUUUAAUUCUAUGAGUUUAGAAUUAUAUAGAAAAAAUUGUUUAUGUAUUAUUAAAAUAUUACACCCUGUUAUAUACACUUAGAAUGUGUAAUUUUAAAAAAAAACAUAUUAUAGUUGAAUAUAUCCUGGGGCAUCACUUUAUGAUAUAUGGACAGGGCCUCAACAUAGUUUGAGCCGGGCUUAUCAACAUGGAGUACCACACUGUAUUGUUUAGGUUAAAAUUUUAUUUUUUUAAUAGACUAAACUGAGCUAUUCUUUUUAUAUUUCAUGUUUUAAAUUUAUUUUGCUAUGUGAUUAUUAACUAAUAACAAAUAAUCAUUAACUGCAAUUAUUAAGCUAAUAACUAAUAACAAUUUACACUUGUAUAUAAAUAAGAAUCAAUUAAUAUUCCUGUAAAAUUUGUUUUAUGUUACAUUUUCAAGAGACAAAACCUAUUUCAGGCAUGUGAGGAGAAAUGUAAAGAAAUACAAAACAAUUAUGAUUAAGGUAGACAUCAAAUGAUAUUAAGAAAAAUUGACCACGUGAUCAGAGUGUAUCUAAGUUUCAUUUGCGCACGCACACACAUACUCAAUAUUUUUUAUUAUGCCAUUCUUUUUUGGAGAAAGCGGUAUUUUUAGUAAAAUUUUGGCAUCUUAUUCUUAUUACAAAAAUCUCUUAUGUAUGGAAAUAACCACAUUGGUAAAAAAAAUCUUGAGGCAUAUAAAUUAUUUGUUGGAAUUAAAUGAAAUAGGUAAUAUGUUAUUAACUAAGCUUCAACUACUUUUUUUUAUCAACACAUUAAAUCAUACAAAUUAGGCGAGAAGAGUCGAACCCGAGACCACUUUCUUGACCGAAAUUUGAUGCCAUGUUAAGCAAUCAACAAUCCUAAAAUCUUAGUGUGGUAGGAGGUGGGCUUAUGUGGAUCAUAUACAAUGGAACCUUUGUAUAGUAUUACUCUAUAUAAGAAUAAACUCCUUAUUAUAAUACAAGUUUAUGGUCCAAACUCUAUGUAAUAAUAAUCUCUUUUUAGGACCGCUUACUCGAAAUUAUACUCUAUCAAUUCACCUCAUUCGAAAGCCUGUUUCUAGGUGGACAGUGGGUCAUGAGCACAUCUCGGGACAAUAAUUUGUCUCCAUUAUAAAAAUGAUAAUAUUGGGGGUUGGGACUCUGAGAUAUAGUUAUUAUUGUGAUAAAGGUAGCCCAUUGAUUUUUAUCGCUUAAAUACAAUUUCUUAAUAAUAUACAAUAUUAAUAUCUUGUCCUCUACAACAUAUAUACUUUUGUAUAAUUUGAUUACUUCAGAAAAACAUUAAACCUUUACACUGAUUUUGUUCUAUGGAAAUAAUAGCUGGAUAUUCAUAUCGAACUUGAAGUUCCAAUUGAAAUCAACAAAAUCCGCAAGAUUCAAAUUAUCCUCGCGUAAUUAAAAAAUAUCUAUAUCUACUUGGCAAAAGAAACAAAAAGAACGUCUAGAUUCAAUUAUCCCAAAUUGAAAAUGUAUGCCUAAUUGUGUUUUCGGGGUAUAAGUGUUAUGUUAUCUUUCAAAAUUGUUCUCAGAGAAGCAGAAGAACAUUAGCUAAAAAAUUGUUCUUUCAGAGAAGCAAAGGAAAUUUAGCUCGAGGUAAUAUGCAGCGAUGUAAUUAAUAGUUUUUUGCUGCUGACCAUUUUACUUGGUUUAUGUGUGUGCAUCUGGUUUUCUGUAUGUUUAUUCUUUAUGCACAUAUAUCAACAGUGUUUUUUUUUUUCGGUUUUACAUUUACGAGAUGUUGUCAAAUUGCCAUCUCUGCAGAAGAUGUAAGCAUAUUCCAAUCUCUGAGUCCUUGACUUUCUCUUCCUCUUUACCUAUCUCGAUUGUACGUUACUCUUUAAUGUUACUUUUAAGAUUUGUCAGUACAGUAUUGUCCAAAGAUAUCACCUCAGCAGCAUUCAAUGGCUCUAUCGCAAUCAAAAUUGAAUUUUUCCACAGUGUUUAUAUCUUCUGGUUGUUAUGUUAGUCUUGUAUAGGUGAAAGCCAUUUUUUUAAUUUGAAACAAAAAAAUCUUCUUCUUAGUGCCUCACGCUGUGCCAUAGUUUGCAUAAACUUGUACUCGUUGCCACUCAAGGUAGGUGCUAUUCCCAAUUUUUUCAUUUAUAUUUUAAUAACUUUUACCCUGCAUUAUCUUAUAAAGCAGUUAUCUGUUUAAUGAUUUUUUUAUAUGUUUUCCCUGACUGGCUGACUCUAUAUUGUAUAUAUGUAACACAUCUCUGGUUGAGUUUUCUGUUUUUCCUACACCUUGUCGAGGUCCUUCGGGGGUCAUUCAACCUUGUGCACAACUGCUACUAAUAGAUUUGUUUGUAUUCCUUUCGAGAUGGAUAUUAAUCAGAUAAUUAUUUCCAAGUUUGUCAGUUCUUUUAUUCAUUUUGUGUUAUUGUUGGGAUUGAAAAGUAAGUGUGUGUGUGUGUGUGGGGUGGGUUGGGGUGUUUACAAGAAAGAAGAGCCUUUCGGUUGUCAUGCUGAAUUUUACCUCUAAUUGAUUUGGGUAAUUAUUUUCAUUUUUGAUUUUUGU
Molecule: messenger RNA, 5602 nt
Organism: Daucus carota subsp. sativus
Lineage: Eukaryota; Viridiplantae; Streptophyta; Magnoliopsida; Apiales; Apiaceae
Product: pentatricopeptide repeat-containing protein At1g74630-like
Exons: 2
Coding region: 92-2143 (683 amino acids)
Biological process (GO): RNA modification
Cellular component (GO): intracellular membrane-bounded organelle
Molecular function (GO): protein binding; RNA binding; zinc ion binding
Source: RefSeq, a predicted model, not a curated record